CUGGAGAGACGGCGGCGGGCGCUAUGGCCGAGAGGCCGCAGCCCCCGAGCGGUGCCGUGUGCCCCGCCGCCUACCCCGACGCCGCCGCGGAGUUCCCCCCGCACCUCCAGGCCGGCGCGAUGCGGCGCCGCUUCUGGGGCGUGUUCAACUGCAUGUGCGCCGGCGCGUUCGGGGCGCUGGCCGCCGCCUCCGCCAAGCUGGCCUUCGGCAGCGAGGUGAACGUGGCCUUCCGCAUCUUAGGCAUUAUCGUGAUGGCGACCACCAAUUCUCUCAUGUGGACGUUCUUUAGCCGCGGCCUCAGUUUCUCCAUGUCUUCGGCCAUUGCAUCUGUCACGGUGACUUUUUCAAACAUCCUCAGCUCGGCCUUCCUGGGCUUUGUGUUGUAUGGAGAGUGCCAGAAGGUCCUGUGGUGGGGAGGCGUGUUCCUCAUCCUCUGCGGCCUCAGCCUGAUCCACAGGAAGCUGCCACCCAGUGAGAAGGCCCCUGCACACAAGCAGCAGUAGCAACAGGGGCCCAACGACCCAACGGGAGAGUGUGGCCAGGUGCGUGGGGACUGCUUCCCAGGUGGUCUGGGUGCAGCCUCCUGACCAUCGGCCAGAGGGAGAUGCUCCUGAGGGAAACGGGCCUCUGACCUUGAGGGCGGCCAGCCAUGGCUUCUGGGAGGAGAAAGGACAAGCGUGGUCAAGUCCUGCCUGAGGCCUUCUCGAGACACCUGCAUGGUGCUUUGGAUCCUCACACCCUGGGCCUGCCCGGUAGCCCUUGGCAGACGCUGGAGACCCUGGGCCUGGCAUGCUGGGUGCGUAGACUGGAGACCACACUACCUGUAGUCCUGUGGCCGAACAAAGGCCAGUCAUGGGACAUUGGGAUCAGCUCUCAGUGGAGCCUUCCGACAACUCCUGACACCGAUGUACAGGAUACCUGUGUCUUGCUUCUGCAGUUUGGCAAGGGAAGGGAAACUGGAUUAAUAAAUCCUUUUUUUUUUCUUCUUUUUUUAAAAUAGCAGGUACAGCAUCUUAAUGCUUCCCUACUUUUUUUUCUUUUCCUUUCCUAAUUUUUUGGAGUGAGAGGGAGCAGCCCAAGUGAGCUGUAGUUCUUGGAAUGGAGUUAAUAGCUGCCCUCACCCCUUCCCGCUCCCCAGGCCUGGGGCUCAGCUGCUCUCUUACCUGCCGAGCUCCAGCACACGGUUCUGCCCUGAUGGCACCCAGGCUGGCGCUCUUCAGAUUCAGCAGGGUCUGUCCAUUUUCUUGGUACUCGAGGAGGAGAGCUUGACCUCACUGUGGGGACCUAGUUUUGUUUUACUCUUGAGGAAAGGAAAGCGGCCCAGGCUGCUCCCACCCCCUCAUUUCCCCUGGAGGCCUGUCUGCCCGUGGGUUUUCUCAGAUCUCUGUGACUUUUUUGUAUCUUACACAGUGUGAAUGUAAUUCCUAGUUCAAAA
This is a messenger RNA of Canis lupus familiaris (dog), 1435 nucleotides long. RefSeq names its product transmembrane protein 42 (gene TMEM42). The transcript is spliced from 3 exons. NCBI's taxonomy places the organism in Eukaryota, Metazoa, Chordata, Mammalia, Carnivora, Canidae. The record is from RefSeq and is a predicted model, not a curated record. The coding region runs from base 24 to 503 and encodes 159 amino acids.